AUGAAAAUACAAGAUGAUUCAUGGCUAAACGAAUCAACAACUAUUCAACCAACAGAAAUAUCAACAGAAUUUUCUGAAUCAAACAUAUCAACUGUCAUCAUCGAUCCUACAACUUGGUUACCAACAGAUUCAACAGUAAAACCUGCAACGAAUCUUUGGUCAAAUUUAAAACAACACUUGCCAGCGUUAAUUGGAAUAGUAGUUGGUAUAUGUCUUUGCGUUAUUUUAUCAGUUUGUAUCUGUUGCUGUUGUCGUCGACGACGAAUAAGAAAAAAAAAACAUGGAGCAUCAUAUCGUACUCAUUCAGAUUCUGAGUCAGUUUCUGAAGACGGAAUAGAACUACCAACAAUUUCUCCGAAAAAGAAAAUAAAAUCACCAACAAUUCCUGCUAAAAAGGUGCGUAUCUGCCCACAAAUGGCAUUAGCAAAAGAAUUUGUUGAAUCUCUUGACUGGGAUAGUGUCCUGUUUGACUCCUCACAUGAUAAAUGUUAUUGUAACAAUUGUUAUCCUGCUACAUGGGCAAAUGUUACAGAUGCUGGCGGUCAAAAAUAUGUUAUUCCUCGUGGAUGGGUCCGUAUUGGUCUUUAUGUUGAUGCAGCUACCGUAGGUGUAAAUGACAUCUGGAAUAAAUGGAUUGUAACGUUUCACGGAACUUCUUUAUUAGCCGCAAAAUCUAUUCUUCAUAAUCGUCAGUUUUGUUUGCCCGGAGACAAACUCAUUGAUGGGACUCUAUUGGGGAUUCGUCCAGGGCAUAUACCGGAUAAAAAGCAUAUUUAUACUUCACCAACGAUUGCAUAUUCAAGUUUGCCAGUGUACAGUGCGAAGUCUGAUUUCAAUUCCUCAAAGAAUUACUGCGCUUAUAAAGUUCAAGUCGUUCUUCAAUGUCGACAAAAACCAAACACAUAUAGCGUACAAGGUGAAACUAUUGAUGCUCGUACGACUCGUCUUUGUCCUUUUAUACCUAACAGUGAAGUUGAAUAUUUCACAGAAAUAAGAGGCUCACUUGUUGCUUAUGGAUUACUUGUGAAAUUAAUAUAA
Adineta steineri is the source of this 1038-nucleotide messenger RNA. The record is from the annotation of a GenBank genome assembly. NCBI's taxonomy places the organism in Eukaryota, Metazoa, Rotifera, Eurotatoria, Adinetida, Adinetidae.